AAGGUCGCGAGUUCGAUUCCAGGUGGGGUGAAGUAUGCCAGCCACACACACUACACACGCUUCUUCGUCUCUUUUCUAGAUCGUUCUCGUCAUGGCGCUCGAGCAGCCAUCCCUCACAUCGCUCUCUCAGGUUCUUCCUCGCAAAUCUCACAGCACUUGUACCUCCAUUAGAUUGCGAGGCACCGAUCGAUGGGCUCUCAAGAGCAGCUUCUUCAAUGCUGGUUCUCGAUUAGCUCCAGCUCAAACCAUGGCAGCGUCCAGGAUUUCAAUGCGAGUUGCCACGAACAAGGCGUAUAUCUGCUCAGAUUGCGGGUACAUCUAUAACGAUCGAACGCCAUUCUCAAAGCUUCCAAACGACUACUCCUGUCCAGUCUGUCUUGCUCCAAAGAGACGCUUCAAACCAUACGGCGAACCUGUUGCACGUAAUGCAAACAGCACCGACGUGCGCAAAGCUCGAAAGGAGCAACUCAAAAAAGCAAAUUCCAACCUCGGAUCUGCGCUUCCAGUUGCCAUUGCUGUCGGCCUUGCGAUACUGGCUGGAACGUAUUUCUACCUGAACAUUCAAUACUAGAAGUCAGUCGGCCAAAACGAACAAAAGAAGGAAAACGAACUACAUACCACAGAUUGUUCUGUCCAAAUAUGAAGCUGGUGUUUUGAGCAGACGGUGAAAUGCGAGAAUGCAAUGCAGGACAAACAAACGUAGAAAACCUUGUACUGUUAUUGCGCCAAAAUUUUCGUCUACCAAAAAAGUUUCACGGCGUCAAAUAAAAAGAAUUUGCUCGAUUUCCAUAUUAGGCCGCCUUCAUGUCAUCGAGGCCAACGCUUUUC
Molecule: messenger RNA, 828 nt
Organism: Selaginella moellendorffii
Lineage: Eukaryota; Viridiplantae; Streptophyta; Lycopodiopsida; Selaginellales; Selaginellaceae
Exons: 4
Coding region: 92-571 (159 amino acids)
Molecular function (GO): iron ion binding
Source: RefSeq, a predicted model, not a curated record